Molecule: messenger RNA, 1200 nt
Organism: Penicillium longicatenatum
Lineage: Eukaryota; Fungi; Ascomycota; Eurotiomycetes; Eurotiales; Aspergillaceae
Product: cobalamin-independent methionine synthase II family protein
Exons: 3
Coding region: 1-1200 (399 amino acids)
Molecular function (GO): zinc ion binding; 5-methyltetrahydropteroyltriglutamate-homocysteine S-methyltransferase activity
Source: RefSeq, a predicted model, not a curated record
AUGGCUCCUCCGUUCCAUGCCGAGCAAAUCGGAUCUCUGAUGCGACCCCCGGAGCUCCUAGCUGCCCGCUCCGCCGCCGGUUUAACAGAUACAUACUCCCAACUGACCGGCGAAGUCCAACAGGUGACAGAAACUGCAAUUGCCAAAGUCGUUUCGAAGCAGCUUGAGCUUGGAAUUCGACCAAUCACAUCUGGCGAGUAUGAGCGAGACAAAUUCUAUUCCGGGUUCUUUGAAACCCUGGAAGGAAUGGAAAUAGUCCACGCUAUCCCGAUCCCGGAAGGAUAUAGAACGAACUUCCCAACACUCAAAACACUAAUGUCCCUUGGUAUCACGACUCGCGACUCGAUCGUCGCCAUCGAUCGCAUUCGUCACUCCCGCAGUGCUUACAUGUCAGAGUGGCAGUCUCUGCGUCGUUUUGUUCCAGAGGACAAGUGGAAAGAGUGCAAAUUGACAAUGCCGCCAAUCACGCACAACCACAUGCAGAUGGCAGUAGGAACAGCGUAUCGCAAAUCCGCCUACACAUCCGACCGAGAGUAUUUCCUAGACCUGGCACAGGCAUACAAAGCAGAAUUUCAGGCACUCUAUGAUGCGGGGCUGCGUUCAAUCCAGAUCGACGAUCCGUGUCUAUUAUUCUUCGUGACCGAUGAGUUUCGCUCUGGUUGCGAAGCAGACGGCAUUGAUCCCGACGCGAUGCUUGAUGAAUAUAUCUGGGCUCAUAACCAGUGUCUUAUCGGAAAGCCCGACGACCUCCACGUGGGCUUGCAUCUCUGUCGGGGCAACAUGGCCGGUUCCAACCAUAUCAUGAGUGGGUCGUAUGAGCGUAUCGCUAAGAAAAUGUUUACCGAAUUAGCAUACGACACUUACUACCUCGAGUAUGACACCGACCGAGCGGGUGAUUUUGAACCAUUGCGACAUUUGCCAAUUGGAAAGAACAUUGUUCUGGGUGUUGUUUCAACCAAGUCGCCGGACCUGGAAAGCUUGGAUGAUCUAGUCACUCUAGUGCAUUCUGCAGCGGAGGUCAUUGCUCGUGGACAAGGAAGAAGUGCCGAGGAGAUUAUUCAGACCUCUCUUGGGGUUAGUCCCCAGUGUGGCUUUGCCAGUAUGAGUCUAGGGGGAGGCCGUGGGAUGACCAUUGACGGUAUGUGGCAGAAGCUGUCGCUCGUGCAACAUUUAGCCGAGCACAUCUGGAACAGAUCAUAG